GUUUGGUCGUGCAUUAUGUCAUCCGAAUAAGCAACAUAGCCAGUUAGGCCUCAGAAGAAGGAGGAGGUUAAUAUGUAUAACAGAUACUGUUUGUGAACGAGGCUGAAACAGAAGAAGGCUGGUGCUACAGGUACUUCAAGACGAAGGCUGGUACUAAAGCUACUUCAAGACGAAGGCUGGUACUAAAGCUACUUCAAGACGAAGGCUGGUGCUACAGGUACUUCAAGACGAAGGCUGGUACUACAGCUACUUCAAGACGAAGGCUGGUGCUACAGCUACUUCAAGACGACAGCUGGUACUAAAGCUACUUCAAGACGAAGGCUGGUACUACAGCUACUUCAAGACGAAGGCUGGUGCAACAGCUACUUCAAGACGACAGCUGGUGCUACAGCUACUUCAAGACGACAGCUGGUACUACAGCUACUUCAAGACAAAGGCUGGUACUACAGCUUCUUCAAGACGAAGGCUGGUACUACAGCUACUUCAAGACGACAGCUGGUACCACAGCUACUUCAAGACGAAGGCUGGUGCUACAGCUACUUCAAGACAAAGGCUGGUGCUACAGCUACUUCAAGACGACAGCUGGUACUACAGCUACUUCAAGACGAAGGCUGGUACUACAGCUACUUCAAGACGAAGGCUGGUGCUACAGCUACUUCAAGACGAAGGCUGGUACUACAGCUACUUCAAGACGAAGGCUGGUACCACAGCUACUUCAAUACGAAGGCUGGUGCUACAGCUACUUCAAGACGAAGAAGAAUGAAUGAGUUGCUUCACGUUUUCUACCUUUUCCUCUCUGCUGCGUUUGCAAUGAACACUUCAUCGAGACAUUUGUUUUCAAGGGUAGUUACUCUUGACGACCUGAAGGCCGACGAGGUGAGCACUAAUCAAUCUGGAAGCAAACUUGACUGUGUGGCCCUCUGUUCAAAGGACGCCCUCUGUGUUGCUGCAACAUCCUGUCAGGAUGAAUGCUUCAUCUACAGAUCAUCAGUGUCAUCAACGGAGACGACAACCGCGGGGGCCAGAACAUUCAUUAAACAAGGGGCUCUACCAACACCAGACCCGUGUCCCGUGUCUCAAGGCUACACAUCAGUCCUGUCUCCACGCUUGUGUUACAAGCUGAGCGAUGUCAAAAUGAACUGGGCGGAGAGUCGAGCUCUGUGUCAGAGCGAGGGCGGGCGCCUGAUGAUCCUCAACACAGAUGAGAACUACGACUACAUCCUUUCUUACAUAAAGCAAAAAAGUCUUUUUGCAUGGCUCGGUCUGGAGAUGUGGAGUGAAUCAUCGUAUGCCUGGACGGACGGUUCUACCUACAUCAAGGAAGAAGCAAAGAGCCAUGCUAGGUUUUACAAGGGCUACAACGCAUGCGGAAUCCUGACCUCUUGGGAAAUACGAAGUAAUGAAUGUGUGAAAGCAAGGUACCCCUUGUGUGAGAUUCCGGUAUAAAAUCAAACAACAUAUACAAUCGAUGUUGCAGCUGAAGACUUCAGCUACGCUCUUUACUCACGAAUUUGCUGGAAAUCCUUUUUCAACAAUUUGUAUUGAUCCAAUCGAAUGCCAUUACAGUUGUGAGGCAUAGAUGUCUGCAAGUUGUUGGCAGUCCCAAAUGUUUGAAGGACACAUGCAAUAUAUAUCCUUGAAGGUUCCAAACGAUUUUCAGUUCUUGAAGACAGACAUGAAUCAAACUGUUUUUAUCAUCCACACACAGUGUACCCAAUGAAAAGGUAUAUCCCCUUUGAAUAAAACUGUACGUCAUUUCUUAA
Haliotis rufescens (red abalone) is the source of this 1763-nucleotide messenger RNA. Its product is annotated as macrophage mannose receptor 1-like. The transcript is spliced from 4 exons. The record is from RefSeq and is a predicted model, not a curated record. Bases 760 to 1446 code for a protein of 228 amino acids. NCBI's taxonomy places the organism in Eukaryota, Metazoa, Mollusca, Gastropoda, Lepetellida, Haliotidae.